Salarias fasciatus (jewelled blenny) is the source of this 4369-nucleotide messenger RNA. RefSeq names its product alpha-mannosidase 2-like. Gene Ontology annotation, molecular function: alpha-mannosidase activity; carbohydrate binding. The record is from RefSeq and is a predicted model, not a curated record. Gene Ontology annotation, cellular component: Golgi membrane. Lineage: Eukaryota; Metazoa; Chordata; Actinopteri; Blenniiformes; Blenniidae. The transcript has 24 exons. The coding region runs from base 201 to 3635 and encodes 1144 amino acids. Gene Ontology annotation, biological process: mannose metabolic process; N-glycan processing; protein deglycosylation.
CUCGUGCGCAUGCGCGGCCGCGGUCUGCGCCGCACCUUCUCCGGACUAACUUCCGAACUUUAGUUUUUGUUUAUUUUUAAAUUAAUCAUUCGAGUUUAUUUUCCCGGGAAUCUGAAGCCAGGCGCGUGACCAGCCGCAGGGCGCGUGACCGGCUGCAGAGAGGCGUGCAGCGCGUGUCCGGCCGGAAGUGAGCAGCAGUGAUGAAGAGGGGGCGUGUCUUUGCCGUGCUGGUGGGCGGGGUUUUCUGUGUGGCGCUGAUGUCACUCUACCGCAUGCUGGAGGUGAUGCAGAGGGCGGAGCUUCGGCCACGCGGGGACACGCCUCCUGGACAGGUGGACCAGGACUUGCUCCGCCUCCAGCAGAAGAUUGACCGGUUGGAAGGUCUCCUCAGCGAGAACAACCGAUUGGUUGCUGCGCUGCGAGACUCCUUAGUCCACCGUAAAGCGGGCCGCCCAGGGGGCGUGGCCAACAGCAGCUCAGUCUCCGCCCCCCGGCUUCCUGGCUGCCGAUUGGCUGAGGAGCUGAAGGACGGCGCAGACGGCGUGCAGCUCCUGGACGUCUACGACCUCCUGGCCUUCGACAACCCGGACGGCGGCGCCUGGAAGCAGGGCUUUGAUAUCAGUUACCGCGGCGACGAGUGGGACGAGCAGCCGCUGGAGGUCUUCCUGGUUCCUCAUUCGCACAACGACCCUGGUUGGCUGAAGACAUUUGACGGUUAUUAUGAAGACCAGACGAGACACAUCCUGAACAACAUGGUGACCAAACUGAGCGAGGACAGCAGGAGGAAGAUGAUCUGGGCGGAGAUCAGCUACUUCUCCAAGUGGUGGAGCGAAAUCGACGAGCAGAAGCGAUCGACGGUCAAACGCCUGGUGGGGGCGGGGCAGCUGGAGCUGGUGACGGGCGGCUGGGUGAUGCCGGACGAGGCCAGCACGCAUUACUUCGCCCUGCUGGACCAGCUGCUGGAGGGACACCAGUGGCUGCAGACGCACCUGGGCGUGACGCCGAGCAGCGGCUGGGCCAUCGACCCGUUUGGACACUCCCCCUCCAUGACCUACCUGCUGAAGGGGGCGGGGCUUAAGAACAUGGUCAUCCAGAGGAUCCACUACGCCGUCAAGAAGCACUUCGCCAGACAGAAGAGUCUGGAGUUUCUGUGGCGACAGAGCUGGGACUCCUCCCCCCGCAGUGACAUCACGUGUCACAUGAUGCCGUUCUACAGCUACGACGUUCCUCACACCUGCGGGCCGAACCCGGCCGUCUGCUGCCAGUUCGACUUCCACCGCCUGCCGGGGAGGCGGGUCUUCUGCCCCUGGAGGGUCCCUCCCCAGCCAAUCACAGAGCAGAACGUCCAGGAGAGGGCCCUGCUGCUCCUGGACCAGUACCGCCAGAAGUCGCUCCUGUUCCGGACCCCGGUUCUCCUGGUUCCUCUGGGGGACGACUUCCGCUUCGUGGAGUCCAGCGAGUGGGACGUCCAGCUCAGCAGCUACCAGAGGCUCUUCGACUACUACCAGCAGCACCCGGAGCUCCGGGUCACGGCCCGGUUCGGGACUCUCUCGGACUACUUCCAGUCCCUGCACCGUCGUCUCGGGGCCUCCGGAGUGUCUCUCCCGUCUCUCCGUGGAGAUUUCUUCACGUACGCCGACCGAGACGACCACUACUGGAGCGGCUUCUUCUCGUCCCGCCCCUUCUACAAGCGUCUGGACCGCGUGCUGGAGGCCACGCUGCGCGCCACAGAGAUCCUCUUCAGCCUGACGCUGGCUGAAAUGCGUCGUUUCCACGGCGACGGACGUCUGGCCGCCACGUUUCCCGCCCGUGAGCAUUUCGCUCGGCUGACGUCGGGGAGGCGGAGCCUGGCGCUGUUCCAGCACCACGACGCCGUCACCGGGACGGCCCGCGACCCCGUGGUGGUGGACUACGGCACCAGGCUCCUCCGCUCCCUGCUGGACCUGCGCCAGGUGCUGCGAAGCUCCGCCCACUGGCUGCUGCUGCCGGACCGGAGCCGGUACCGCCACGACGCGUCCGCCCCCCUGCUGCUGAUGGACGAGGAGCCGGCGGCGCAGGACGCCCCGCCCCUCAAGACCCGGCUGCGGCUCGGGGAUCGAGCCAGGUCUCUGGUGGUCUUCAACCCCACCCAGCAGGUCCAGACCUCCGUGGUCACCGUGCUGGUGGACCGUCCCGACGCCCGGGUGUCCGACGCCCGGACCGGGACGCCCGUCCCCGUCCAGAUGUCCGCCGUGUGGGCGGAGCCCGGCCGGCCGGCCGCCGAGGCCUUCCAGCUGUCCUUCGUGGCGGCGCUCCCCCCGCUGGCGCUGACGGUGUACCAGGUGACCGCGGCGCCCGCUGGCUCCGCCCCCCGGGCGCGCUACACCCUGCACGGCCCGGCCGACCCGGCGGCGCUCCGGAACCCGCACUUCCAGGUGUCCCGCCCGCCGGACUCCGAGGCCGACGCCCCGCUGUUGCUUAGCAACCGGCACCUGGAGGCGUGGAGCUCGGCGCGGACCGGCCUGCUGCAGGAAGUCCGACUGCGGUCCGGUCUGACCAGGAAGGUCCAGGUCCAGUUCCUCUGGUACGGAACCAGGACCGGGUCAAACCGGGACAAGAGUGGAGCCUACCUGUUCCUGCCGGGGGACGAGGGGGGACAGCCCUACAGGUCUUCAGAACCGCCCCUGGUUCGGGUCUCCAGAGGUCCGAUCUUCUCUGACAUCACUUCCUGUUACAAACACUUCACACACACGCUCCGCCUGUUCCACCUGGAAGGGCAUGCUGGGAGAUCUCUGGAGAUUUCCAACAUGGUGGACAUCCGCUCGGAGUCGAACCGUGAGCUGGUGAUGCGCCUCGUCAGCGACGUUGCCAACGGCAACCGUUUCUACUCCGACCUGAACGGAUUCCAGAUGCAGCAGCGCCGCCUGCUGGCCAAGCUGCCGCUGCAGGCGCACUUCUACCCCAUGACCGCCGCCGCCUUCCUGCAGGACGCCGCCGGCCGCCUCACGCUGCUGGCCGCCCAGAGCCAGGGCGUGGCGGCGCUGCGACCGGGGCAGCUGGAGGUGGUGUUGGACCGGCGCCUGCUGCAGGACGACAACCGGGGCCUGGGUCAGGGAGUCACCGACAACAAGGUCACUGCCAGCCUGUACCGCCUGCUGCUGGAGGAGCGAGGGGGCGGGGCCACGGAAGUGGGAGGAGCCUCGGAGGAACACCUGUCGCUUCUCGCUCACCUGGACUCACUGUCUCUCUGCCAACCACCAAUCACCAUGGUAACCCGUGACCACGCCCCCCAGCUGAAGCUCCGCCCCUUCCUGCCGCUCAGCUCGCCGUUGCCGUGUGACAUUCACCUGCUGAACCUGCGGACGCUGGAGGACGAGCAGGAAGCAGGAAGUCCCUCACAGGAAGUGGCCCUCCUCCUCCACAGGAAGGGCUUCCACUGUGACUACACCCCCGAGCCCAAGCCGGCGUGCACGUGGAGUGCGCACGAGAAGGUGAACCUGGAUCAGCUCUUCUCUCCUCUGGUCUUCGGUUCUGUGCGUCGUUCUGGUCUCACCUUCCUGCGAGACGUCCAGGACCCGGACCAGGUCCAGCAGCAGGAUCCAGACUUUCGGCUCCGGCCGAUGGAGAUCGGCGCCUUCCGCGUGGUCAUCCGCUAACUGGCUAAUGCUAACGCUAAAGCUAGAAACAUCUGCAGCCAAUCAGGCGAGGUUCUGUGGAGUUACCAAUCUGGAGGCAGCUGUGGAGGAAGGAAAGCUGGACCAGGAAGUAAACAGGAAGUAAAUACUAAACAGGAAGUAAAUACACAACAGAAAGUAAAUAUACAACAGGAAGUAAACAGGAAGUAAAUGCUGAACAGGAAAUAAACAGUACCUAAAAACAGGAAGUAAAUAGAAAAAGGAAGUUUACCAGGAUGGAAGCAAACGCAAACAGGAAGUAAACAGCAAGUAAAUAGAAAACAGGAAGUUCAUACAAACAACAGGAAAUAAAAAAAACUCAAGAAAUACAAAACAAAAAAUGCCCCCCCCCAAAAAAAAAGAACGAAACUGAAGGAAAAUGAACAAACAGGAAAAAUAUAAAAGGGAGUUAAAGGGGAAACAAUCAAAAACAGUGAAAUGAAAAAAGGGAAAAUGCUGAAUGGUUGUGUUGCCACGGCAACCACGGGGACCAAUGAAGAGUGUGUGUGUGUGUGUGUGUGUGUGUGUGUGUGUGUGUGUGUGUGUGUCCAUGAAAGGCUGACUGAUUUUAAAGCCUGAUUUUUGAUUUUUUUUCACUUCCUCUUCCUGUUGUGACUCAGGAUUUGGAAUCUUCCUUCUCUGAAUGUGAACUUUAUUUUGGGGAUUUUAUUUUGAAGGAGUUACUUUUCUUCUGUCAAUAAACCCGAUGGACCCGG